This is a messenger RNA of Nerophis lumbriciformis (worm pipefish), 3360 nucleotides long. Lineage: Eukaryota; Metazoa; Chordata; Actinopteri; Syngnathiformes; Syngnathidae. The record is from RefSeq and is a predicted model, not a curated record.
AUGCCACCAGAGGAAGAGCGGGAAAAGCUGGCCCACAUUAUCAGACAGUGGAACAACAACAGACUGGACUUGUUUGAAAUAAGCCAACCAGACACGAAUCUGGUGUUUCAGGGCGUGAUGCGCUUCUACUUAGAAGAUUGCACCGGAGGUAAUGUCGCCACCAAGUGUCUGCGGUUUUGCAGCAACGCUUCGACCAGCGAAGUGGUUGAAACUCUGGCUGAGAAAUUCCGACCCGAUAUGAAAAUGCUGAGCACUUGCUAUUCCCUGUAUGAGAUUCAUGGCAAUAAGGAACGUAAACUGGACCCAGAUGAGAGGCCUUUGGUGGUUCAGUUAAACUGGAACUCAGACAACCGAGAGGGAAGGUUUGUGCUCAAGCAAAGCAAGGAAACAACCGAGGAGAGCUGUCACAACAAGGAAAAGGGGGGCAUAGUCCAAACUUUCAAGAGGACUUUAUCAAGAAAAGACAAGAAGAACAAAAACGAAGUCUCUGAAAGGACUACGGUGGCAUGUGAAAUCCAAUUAAACAGCAUAUCAGAAGCUGGACAGUUCAUGGGAAAGAAAACAGAAGGAGAGGUGCAGGCAGACACAAACAGUCCCCAGCAUGACUUCUUUGAUCAUUUUGGUUUACCACUUGGAAUUCAGCUCUGUGAUCACUCUGAGGAAGCCUUCUUGAUGGCGGUCAUAAAUUACGCCAAUAGCUCCACGAUUCACUUCAAGCUCUCACCAGCGUAUGCGCUCUAUGCCGCAGGCCGCUUUGCACUGCAGCGUCCGGACGCCUUGAUUGGUGGCAUAUCUUCUUUUGCAGACAAAAUGGUGGCUGUGAUGAGCAAAAUCAUCCAAAGGCAGCAGGAUAUCGCUGGAGCGCUCGCCUUCUGGAUGGCCAACACUUCAGAGCUGCUAAACUUCUUCAAACACGACAAGGACCUCAGUAGACUUACACGGCAGAGUCAGUUGGAUCUGUCUCGCCUGCUACAUAAAGCUUACAGUCAUCUGAUUCAGUGUGUACAGACUGAGCUAGGCAAGAAUUUGCCAACAUUUCUGAUUGAUCCUGAGCAGCAUGGUUCACUUCCAGCUGGUAUUGAGAGGGUUUUGAACACCUUGAUGAACACCAUGUCAGUCUUACGACACUAUCAGGUCAACCCUGCCCUUGCCAUUCAGCUUUUCUCCCAGGUAUUCCACUUCAUCAGCACCUGGCUCUUUAACCGACUCAUGAACCCUGACGCCAGCACCCCGGGGUUGUGUUCCCACUACUGGGGGGCGGCUCUCCGCCAGAGGUUAAGCGGCAUCGAAGCCUGGGCGGAGAGACAGGGCCUGGAGCUGGCUGCUGACUGCCACCUGGGACACGUCAUCCAGGCAACAACACUCCUGACCAUGAAUAAAUACACCACAAAAGAUGUAACUGAGAUCCAAAACACUUGUUUCAAGUUAAAUUCACUGCAGCUGCGUGCUUUAUUGUGUGGAUACUUUUACGCACCCAAUGAGCCUCCAAUCCCAAAAGAUUUGAUCGAAGCUGCGGUUGCGACCGCAAAAGCUUCAGUGGACAAAGCAAUUUGUCAGGAAGGUCGAAACAUAGAGCUGGAGGAGAACCUCGACCUCCAUCUGCCCUUCCUGCUGCCAGAUGGGGGAUAUUCCUGUGAUAACAUGAGAGGAAUCCCUUCUGGCUUUCGGGAAUUUCUGGAGCCAAUUUGCCAGAGAGGUCUCUGCUAUUUAACCUUGCAACCGAACCAGAACGGUGAUUGGACCAUCUUUUUCACAGAGCCAGGAACACCAUACUUGGACAACCAGAAGGAGCCAGAGACUAUUACAGUUACUCUGAAGAAACCUCUUAACAGUGGCAUGGGGGUCAGCAUUGUGGCUGCCAAGGGAGCGGGCCAAGACCACCUUGGGAUUUACAUCAAAUCCAUUGUCAAGGGAGGACCAGCUGAGAUGAAUGGUCUAUUGACCCCAGGGGACCAGCUGCUAAGCGUGGAUGGUCAAAGCUUGCUAGGCCUCAGGCAGGAAAGGGCAGCGGCAAUCAUGAUGCAAACCGGUCCGAUAGUGACCUUGCAAGUAGCUAAGCUCGGAGCCAGCUACCACGGUCUUGGUGCUCUGCUGGGCGAUCCCGCCAGCUCUGGGAUAGCAGGAGGGGCUAAGAGUCAGGAGAUAUUUCUGUACCCUCUUGAGGAUCCAGCUCGGCACAGCCACGACAGGAAAAACAUAGUGCAGACCUUGCAGAAGAACAGAAGGUUUUAUCGCUCCAACCCUAACAUGGCUGAUUUCGCCCUGGAAAAAGGAGAUGAGCUUACCAACCGAGACGUGCGAUGGAACAAGUCGCUUUCAAACCUUUGCAAUGAUACAUUGCACCAAGGAUAUCUGACACUCCCAAUCCGGAAAUCUCUGGACAAGAACACACCAGCAUCCAGCCAACAAAACAGCAGUCGACCACAGCAAAUGUUUCAGGUGUCUUUGAGGCCUUUGGGAGGACAGAGUUAUGUCAACCAAAGGACCUUUAUGCGUCAAGCUCUCUCACAGGAGAAUGUGUGCGUGGACACAGGAGGCCCAUUGCUGGACAAAAGUCAGACAAUCUGUACCAAGCAAAACUAUCACUCUUACCUUCCCGUUCUGCCAAGCUUUUCAACCCAAAACAUCCUUGUGGACAGCGGCAGUCCUGUCAAAGAGCAACGAGGAACCCGUGCCGGGGUCUGGAGGACCCCCUUUUCGCAACAGCCCACACCGACGCCUUCCAUCCAACCCGUACGCAUAGACGUCCCUAUUACCAGGCCUGCCGUUUCUCAUACCAACCCUCCACUUACUACAUUCCAACACGGUUCCUGUCUGGUGGCAGUGAGGUCCAGUCAAACACUUCAAGUAAAUGAACGCUCUUAUUCAAAAUGUCAUAUUCGUUGCGGGCCCUCGCGGCUAUCACAGCAAACUGUGGCGAAACCUCAAGUGAGCAUCACUCCGACAAAGCACGUCUCCUUCCGAGAACCGCCGAGCCUGGAGAAGCAGAACGCCACUUUGGCUGAGCCUGAAGACCUCAAGGAACUGAAUGAAAAGAUGAAACUGCAAGAGGUUGAGCGGCGAUUUCAGCAGAAACUGCGAGAGGUUCGGCAACAGGUGGACGAGGUUGAGGACGAACAAGAUUUGGACAUGAUGGUGAUGAUACAACAGCUGGAGAAACGAGAACAGAAAAAGACACACACACCAGGGAAUGCAAACGGCGAUUUGAAAGAGCAGUCUAAAAGUCUUUCCACUCCAAAAGAUGAAAAAACUGUAUUGAUCCACAGGCGCCGGGAAGACAAAACGCGGAGGAUGCCAGCUCCCGAGAAGCUGCCAUUCAAGGAACGCCAGCGUCUCUUCUCUCUGGCAUCCAAUGCAUAA